CACUUGGAUGCGUGCACCUACGGGAGAGACAGCAGCUUAGACAGCGCGUACUUAAAUAGCAAAACAAUAGAAGCUGUUUUAAAAAAAGGGCCAACUCAUAGGCUAUAGAUUGUAUUUUGUUUAGUAUUACCUUUGUAUAAACUUAGCAAAUUAGUUUAAUCGAUCUCUAAAAAGUUUUACAGGAGUCAUGAAAAACAAGUCCUGCUAACUACUCGAGUAGCAACUGCGGUGCAGCUUGGCAACAGAGCUAGCACUCAAAAGGAAGCACUAAAUUAACCCGAGAAAACAAACGACUGAAAUGAGCACGUCAGUUGACUUUGUGUAGAGUUCAGCGUUGUCUGUGAAAGUUGCGUUCUGUCCUCCAAACUUUACUUUGCUAGCGACACUAAGCAACAGUUUGCUGCGGCUGUCGGUCCAUGCGUGGGAGGGAGGGAUGUGUAGCCGCGGCGGAGUUGGGGUCGCCCGGGGCAGCUCAGGUCUGCAGCCGAUGAAGGCGACUGUCCCCUUCCAGCUUAGCAACAGUAGCAGCAGCAAACCUCAGCCGGCUCUGAGAGAUGCCAAGUCAGCUGCAGUGUAUGAGAAACCGCUGUGGUGCUCACUGAAUGGACAGAUUCCACACAGCCAGUCAUUGGACUCCAUUGUGGGUCCGUAUCUGCAUGGACACUGGCCAAAGGAUGGAGCACACUAUAAGAAGGACAAAUCCACCCAGACUCCAGCCUCGUGGGCGGACGACCAGCAGAGCAGCCCGGGAGGAGGCAUCCAUAAGCGCUCGGCAUCAUGGGGCAGUGCGACGCACAGAGAGGUGUCCCGACAGCGUCAGCAGCAGCAGCAGCAUGCUGUGGUCCUGGGCGGUAGCCUGGAUAGGAGGAGGACCCACGCGCUCACACAGGCUGGCUCCUCACCCUGGAUCACUCAGAGCCAGCCUGUGACCAUCCCUCUUAAUGCCCUCCACACUCGACUGAGACACAGUGAGGAGAAACUGGACCAGGAGCUGGAGACCAUCUUUAAACACCAAACACUACUGCAACUCCCAGAUUUCCUGGUCCCUAAUGGACGUAGAGGUCCAGUCCCCCCGUACAGCAACUGCAGCAGCUACAGUGAGCAUCAAAGCGGCCUCUCUUCCUCCUCCUCCUCCUCCUCUCCUUCCUCCUCUCCCGCCUCGUCCCUCUCCUCCUCCUCCUCCUGCUCGCCUGGUCCGUCCCCGAUGCCCCAUCUACUGGAGCCUGAUGGAGAGGUGUGUGUGGAUGGCGGGCCCUCAGAGGUGUGUGUGGAUGGCGGGCCCUCAGAGGUGUGUGUGGAUGGCGGGCCCUCUGAGGUGUGUGUGGAUGGCGGGCCCUCAGAGGUGUGUGUGGAUGGCGGGCCCUCGGCUCGUCCCUCGGUGGGCGGGGGGGGCGGGGCCCUGUCCUUGCUCGUGUCCUCCCCCCACCCCAACAAGAGUGUGUGCUUCCAGAGGGAGCCGCCCGAAGGCUGCGAGAAGGUGCCGGUGUGUGAGGAUGCACUGGGUUCCGUCAUGACGCAGGUCCGUGUUCCUACUUCUUGCCCUGACCCAGAUAAGGUCAACUUCAGACCGCGGAGGGGCUCCACCUUUUGCCCCGUCAGUCUGCACAAGCCCCACCUACCCUCCAUAGACUUCCUGUUUCGCAACCUAUCGGUGUCGCCUGGCUCUGAGUGGGCGGGGCAGACAGGCACAGGAACGCCCUCUCUUGACUCUGCCACUACCAAGAGAGAGACUGAGAUGGGCAUAAGCAACCGGGAGAAGAGGUAGUGCUAGUGUGUGUGUGUGUGUGUGUGUGUGUGUGUGUGUGUGUGUGUGUUUGUGUGUGUGUGUGUGUGAGAGAGAGAGAGAGAAUGUGUGUGUUUUACUGUGAAAAAUUCAGGGUGAUGGGAGAACUGUGAUCCCUCUCUCCUUCCUUCAGUGUCUUGAAGGUUUUCUAUCGUUCUUUUUUUCUUUCUUUUUUUUAUAUAUAUAUAUAUAUAAAAAGUCUUCCUGUAUCCCCCUGAACAGGGUUGUUCACCAUAGAGCCAUAGAUCAGUGUCUGCUGGCCUGUGACUCAACAUCUGCCCAAAGGAAUGAAUGAGUUUUGAAAACUGAGUUUUGCCAAGAGUGUAUGGAAAUGCUGUAGAGCGUAUUACUGGUCUCCUCUUAGACAUGAUUCUCAAGCCAGUGUUAACAGCACCAAAACCAUAAUAAAUAUGUUUAAGAAUAAAAAUUAAAAAACCUAAAUAUAUAUAUAUAUACAUAAGAAAUUUGCAAAUCAUAGAAGACGGACCAAUUUUCAGUGAGGAUGUGUUGAGCAUUGCAUAUGAUAGGGCAUUGCUUUGUCACCAAAAAGAAAAGGAAAAAGUGCUGUAAGACGCGUGAUGCAAGUGUUUGAGGUUGGAAGGAACCGUGUCUUUUCGAAAGAAGGAAAACCUGACCUGUGCUGCCAGCAGCUAUGCAGACGCAAGUGAAAGACGUUGGUGCGUUCACACGGUCAACAUCAUGCUUCAGCCCAUCGCCACUGUGUUCACCACUGUAACCAUGACCUAUUGACCUAUCGACCUAUUGACCUUUCAGUUUGUUUCUCUUACAACUGUUUCUGUAGAGAACAGGUUUAUUAGAACUCGAGGAGGAAAGAGGCUGGUUCUUCACAGUUGGCAGACUGGCCAUGCAUUCAAAAGGACAGGACAGGUGCUGGCAUAAUGCCAUAUGAUAAGUGUUUAUGCUAUAAUGGUACAAGAAACCUCAGUUUUGAGUGAUGUGCAAAAUAUAUAUUUUUAACUAAUAUCUUGGUUUAAGACCAUAUCAUAUUACAAUCUUCUUUAUUUAAAUAUGGUAUUUAUUAAUUUUGAAAGGGAUGUUGUCAACCUUUUCUUAUACAUGCCAAAAGUAUACCUUACUGGGUAGUCUUUUAUUUCAUGUUUUGGACAUACAGUGUAUUUCUGAUUGUUUUGUUCUACAAUGUCAAAGAUGAGAGUUGAGCAUUUUCUUUUUCUUUUCUACUACAGGGUAGAUAGAUGUCUUUGUGAGAUGUUAUGCACUUUUUUUUAGUUGGGAAUGUUUUGAGUUCAAUCCUGUACUCUACUUGAAUUUACAUUUACACAAAAAAAAAAAAAAAAACUAAACUUAGACAGAUAAUUGUUGUACUGUCUGCAUAAGCUAUGAUCUGUUAGGCUGUGUUAGAACGACUGGUAUAAGCGCUAAUGUCACAUGCACUUAGAUUCAUGCUUUUUAUUUUUAUUUUUGGGUGAAAUUGUCACCUGCUUAUUUGAAUGCUUUGAUAUAACUGAUCAGAUUACACUUGUAUUUAGAUGACUUAAGGAUGAUUUACUUGGGAAUUAUUUGAUGGACUUACUGAAUGUGUUGCCGUUCUUGCAAACAAAUGUUUUGUGUCGUUUUGGACAAGAUAAAUACCUUUUUAUGAGC
Messenger RNA from Clupea harengus (Atlantic herring), 3406 nucleotides. RefSeq names its product family with sequence similarity 117 member Ab (gene fam117ab). The record is from RefSeq and is a predicted model, not a curated record. Lineage: Eukaryota; Metazoa; Chordata; Actinopteri; Clupeiformes; Clupeidae.